GAAUUUUUCGAAAGAAAUUUUCCUAGCCGCGUAGUUUUUCAGGGAAUUUCCAGGUCAAAAGCGCGAAAAUGUCGAAGCCUGGAGAGCGGGCCCUACAGGCCAUCAAACAGCAAGAUAAGACGUUAGCCCCAGUUUUUAAGAAACCUCUCGUGCCAAAAGCCAAAGCAAAAGACAAAAUCAUCCUCACGGAGGAGGAGUACCUGCAGGAAAUGGGUAAAAUCAUCCAGCGUGAUUUCUUCCCCGAUCUACAAAAGCUGAAGGCCCAGAACGAAUACCUCGACGCGCUAGCGAAUAACGAUGUGGGCAAAUUGCGCCAGAUCUUCUCAAAAUACAACUCCAAGCUACCCCCCAAUUCGGCCAGAAUUCCAAGCCCGGCUACGUUUGAAACUCCGUUACCGAACGCUACACCCGCCACCGAAGCCCCGGCAUCGAUACGGUCCACCUCGAGCGUCGGAUCGAACAAAUCCACCAAAUCGAUCGGUGACAAACACUCGCUCGAUAGCUUCCUGCAGUCUUACACGAGUGAAGAUAACGAUAGUUUUCAGGAGAUCAUUGAAUCGGCCGAUCGUAAGCUGAGACAAAAAUUCGCCGUCCUAUAUGCAGCCGAAUCGAGUACAGCGAUACAAAUGAACGAGUGUCUGGCUCUGCCGAGCAUCGAGCAACAGUUUGAUAAGCGAGAGAAACCGAAACAGCUUGAUAUGUGGAGCUACACGAACAAAAACUACAUCAUGUACACACCGGAAGGCGUGGAGCUGACGAAGGAGGAGCAGCUCGAGAUGGCCAAACUGAAACAGGAGAUCAACCAUUCCAGCACCCGGCUCCACCACAAUCCGUUCAACGAGCAGGACAGCAAACAAGCGAUCGUCGAAGCGGCCAAAACGCAGGCCAAGCAUCUACCGGAGAAGAUUGGCAUCGAUGGCCGCGUGGUGGACACAUCGACCGGUACGCCCAAGAUACGCGGUUUCGGAUUCGUGAAAAGUCCCUCCCCAUGCCCAGGAGUGACCGAUAGUCCACUGUUUACGUGGGGUGAAAUCGAGGGAACACCGUUUCGGCUCGAUGCGGGCGAUACUCCGCUACAUCCGGCCAGUGUUGGGCCUUCGUUCCGCAUCGUGGAAACGUCGAAGCGUGAGAACCUGGCCCUACAGCUUGCCGAGAAGGCAGCCGAAAAGUCGCGCGAAAAGAAAGCCAAAGCCAUCGAAGCGGCACGAAGGAACAUCGGUUCACCGUCGGUACGCAGUUCCUUCGAUCGGCUGGCUAGCAUGUCACCGGCCGCCAGGAGAUUGGCCUCGAACAAGCUAGGCUUUCUGUGCACGCCAAGCCCGCUCGUGUCACCGGCACGCUCAGGAGGCCUAAAGACACCGACGGUGACUAGUAGUAGAGGUGCCGGUGAUGCCGCGAGCAGAAAGUCAUCACGCAGCAUCACGCCUUCACCACGAAGUGGUAUCGUCCGAAGGAAAACGCCCUCCAUCGGCUCCACUUCCGGUGGUUCCAAACAACAACAGCAGGGACCGAAUCUUACCGACGAUCUGCUGGAUAUUCCGGCUGGCGGUAAACGACAAAAGGCGGCUGAUUUCUUUUGAUUGUUCUUUCUCGUUUUUGUACAAUAAAUAGAACUGAUCUGGUGUAACUCCCUAAA
This is a messenger RNA of Anopheles darlingi, 1636 nucleotides long. It is a transcript of the gene Es2, whose product is annotated as splicing factor ESS-2 homolog. The coding region runs from base 69 to 1580 and encodes 503 amino acids. Gene Ontology annotation, cellular component: catalytic step 2 spliceosome. The transcript is spliced from 3 exons. NCBI's taxonomy places the organism in Eukaryota, Metazoa, Arthropoda, Insecta, Diptera, Culicidae. The record is from RefSeq and is a predicted model, not a curated record.